Messenger RNA from Helianthus annuus (common sunflower), 606 nucleotides. RefSeq lists its product as uncharacterized. NCBI's taxonomy places the organism in Eukaryota, Viridiplantae, Streptophyta, Magnoliopsida, Asterales, Asteraceae. The record is from RefSeq and is a predicted model, not a curated record. Bases 1 to 606 code for a protein of 201 amino acids. The transcript is spliced from 2 exons.
AUGAAUGGUAAGAUUGAGAUGGCGAAUUUUGGAGAUUCUGGUGUGUUGGAUGUGAACUGGGAUGACGAAGUUUGUAGAUUUGGAAGUGGCGGACAACCAAGCAAUUUUUACUGGAAUAAUUGGGCGACUGGAAAAAGUGUAGCUUUUGUAUGGAGAGCGAUAGAUGAAAAGAUCCCAUCAGCAGUGGCUUUAAGGAACAGAGGUAUGAAUAUACAAGAUGUUAGGUGCAAGAUAUGCGGCGUUGAAGACGAAACUGCCGGACAUCUAUUACUAAGAUGCAAUCUAGCCAAGAGAAUUUGGGAUGCGGUAUCGACGUGGACAAGAUUUCCGAUGUACAACACGGCUGCCAGUGUAUCGGAACUACUGCAGUUGAUUUCGGAAAGCAAUAGGAGCCGAUCAGUUAGAAAACUACUUCAUGCGAUAGCCAUUCAAUCUAUGUGGAUCAUGUGGAAGAAUAGAAAUGAAAGGGUAUUCACAGGAAGACAAAGGGCGAGCCAGUUGAUUGUUGAAGACAUCAAAGAUACAACUUUUCAAGGGGUAAAGUCCCGAUCGAAGUUCAACACAAUGACAAAACAAGAAUGGUGGGAUUUUAAUUUUAACUCGUAA